This is a messenger RNA of Struthio camelus australis, 3326 nucleotides long. The record is from RefSeq and is a predicted model, not a curated record. Lineage: Eukaryota; Metazoa; Chordata; Aves; Struthioniformes; Struthionidae.
UGGUCUGCCUCCCCUCACAGGUCCAAAGCAGAGAUGCGGCACACUUGCCGCGGCACCAUCAACCUGGCCACGGCCAACAUCACCGUGGAGGACUCCUGCAACUUCAUCAUCUCCAAUGGCGGUGCCCAGACCUACCAUCUUAAGGCUAGCUCGGAGGUGGAGCGGCAACGCUGGGUCACUGCCCUAGAGCUGGCCAAGGCCAAAGCUGUCAAGAUGCUGGAAGAGUCAGAUGACUCUGGCGAUGAGUCGGUAUCGCAGACAGACAAGACAGAGCUGCAGAGCACGCUGCGCACCCUGUCCAGCAAGGUGGAGGAUCUGAGCACCUGCAACGACCUCAUUGCCAAGCACGGCACGGCCCUGCAGCGUUCCCUCAGUGAGCUGGAGACCCUCCGGCUGCCAGCCGAGAGCACCGAGAAGAUCAAGCAGGUGAACGAGCGAGCCACCCUCUUCCGUAUCACUUCCAACGCCAUGAUCAACGCCUGCCGGGAUUUUCUGGUGCUGGCCCAGACCCACAGCAAGAAGUGGCAGAAGUCGCUGCAGCAUGAGCGGGACCAGCGCAUCCGCCUGGAGGAGACACUAGAGCAGCUUGCUAAGCAGCACAACCACCUGGAGAGGGCUUUCCGUGGCGCCACUGUCCUGUCUGCUAAUGCGCCUGGCACUGGGGGCUCAGUCAAAGAUCCAUGCUGUCCUGCGAAAGGAGACAUGAGCGACGAGGAUGAUGACAACGAGUUCUUUGAUGCCCCAGAGAUCAUCACCAUGCCAGAGAGCAUGGGUCACAAACGCACUGGCAGCAACAUCAGUGGCACCAGCAGCGACAUCAGCCUGGACGACCAGUACAAGCACCAGCUAGAGGACACCAAGAAGGAGAAGAGAACCCGCAUCCCCUACAAACCCAACUACAGCCUCAACCUCUGGAGCAUCAUGAAAAACUGCAUUGGGAAGGAGCUAUCCAAGAUCCCCAUGCCGGUGAACUUCAACGAGCCGCUGUCCAUGCUGCAGCGCCUCACAGAAGACCUGGAGUACCAUGAGCUGCUCGACCGGGCAGCCAAGUGCGAGAGCUCUCUGGAGCAGCUGUGCUACGUGGCCGCCUUUACUGUCUCGUCCUAUUCCACCACUGUCUUCCGCACCAGCAAGCCCUUCAACCCACUCCUGGGGGAGACCUUUGAGCUGGACCGCCUGGAGGAGAAUGGCUACCGCUCCCUCUGCGAGCAGGUGUGUCACCACCCACCAGCGGCUGCCCAUCACGUCGACUCCAAGCACGGCUGGACACUUCGCCAGGAGAUUAAAAUCACCAGCAAGUUUCGGGGCAAAUACCUCUCCAUCAUGCCUCUGGGUACCAUCCACUGCGUCUUCCACUCCACCGGCAAUCACUACACAUGGAAAAAGGUCACAACCACCGUGCACAACAUCAUUGUGGGCAAGCUCUGGAUAGACCAGUCAGGUGAAAUUGAGAUCGUCAAUCACAAGACGGGUGACAAGUGCAUCCUCAAGUUCGUCCCUUACAGCUACUUCUCCCGGGAUGUGGCGAGGAAGGUCACUGGGGAGGUGACAGACCCUGCCGGGAAGGUGCAUUUUGUCUUGCUGGGCACCUGGGAUGAGAAGAUGGACUGCUACAAGGUGAUACCAGGUGUCGGGGACAACGGUGCGGAGGGACGUCAGAGGGUCCACGAGGCUGAGGAAAGCCGAGUGCUGCUGUGGAAAAGGAACCCCCUCCCGAAGUACGCGGAGAACAUGUAUUACUUCUCGGAGCUGGCGCUGACGCUCAACGCCCCAGAGAGCGGCACAGCACCCACAGACAGCCGCCGGCGCCCCGACCAGCGCCUCAUGGAGAACGGGCGCUGGGAUGAGGCCAAUGCUGAGAAGCAGCGGCUGGAGGAGAAGCAGCGCAUCUCCCGCAAGAGGCGCGAGGCUGAGGCUGCGAGGGCCACAGAGGACGGCACCCCCUAUGACCCCUACAAGCCGCUGUGGUUCGAGCGCAAGAAGGACCCCAUCACCCAGGAGCUGACGCACGUCUACAAGGGUGGCUACUGGGAGAGCAAAGAGAAGCAGGACUGGACCUUGUGCCCGGACAUUUUCUGAGCUGGCAGUGGGAGGAACAGCAGGGUGAAGGCGAGCUGACUGCGAGGGGAGCAGCUGCGCUGGGCCAGCAUCGCGUGGCGCUUUCCGCAGCACGCAUCUGUCUGUCCGUCUGUCUUAACUGCCUGUCCGUCCUCAUGUGUCGCUGCGAGCACCAGCUGCGCUCGCCUGCCGGGGUUGCCUUAGCCGAUCCAAACUGACCUUGAUGCCGGGGUGGGCAGCAGGAGCCAGCCCAGCCCUGUGUUUGCUCCCUCGGGGGUUUUCCCCCUCCAUCCCACACGUCCGCACUUGUGCACAGCCCGGCCCCAGCGCCCCUCCCCAGCAGGGGGUAAAUCACACCCUGUGCAUUUCCCUGGGGUGCCAGGACAUGGCCCCUCAACAUGCACACCCAGGAGCGGGAGGCAAGCGUGACUCCCAGGGAGGACAGGGUGCCACCUCUGCCUGGGGCGGGAGGCACCGCGGGGGAGAGCCUGAGGCUGGCCUUGGUCUCUGCCCACCCUCUCAUUUCCUUCCCUGUUUCCUCUGCCCCCAGGUGGCCAGGUGCUCUCUUCCGCUCAGGGUGCCUGGGCUCCUGGGUGCCCCUUGCCCUGCCCUGCAGCCUGGUCUAUAGGUGUAUAUGAUAAGAUAUAUAGAGAGCUACUGGGGCCCCUGGUCCCGUUCUUCCCCUGCAGCUCUGCGGCACUUGAGGGGAGCGGGCACCUGGCCUACCCCUGCCUCAGGGCCUGGAGUGCCCUGUCCCCCAGCCUUCCUGGCCACACCGCUCCUCCCAGGCUGGGGCUUCCUUCUCGAGGUGCCUUCCUCGUAGGUUAUGUAGGGGAAAGGGAGAUCCUCGGUUGUGUGUGGGCAGCCCUGGGCAUCAGCGGGCUGUGCUAGGCUGUUCUGUGCCCACUACCCUCCCCUGGUAGAGGCAGCGUGGCACGGUGGCCCAUGUCCGUCUCCCCUUACCCAUCCCCUUCCUGCCCUCCAGGUGGGAGUUCUCUGUGGAGCAGGUGAGCAGGGGUCCCUGCAUCCCCAAACACUACAGUCGGGUGGAGACACUCAGCCAGGGGUGGGAGGGAGGGGAUUGCUGGUGAGCAGGGGGCCUCUGCACCUCCAAACACAAUGUGGGAGCAGUGCUGCCCUUCUAGGGGGCAUCUCUGUGGGCAGGGGCUCACUGCAUCCCCCAAAAUGACAGAAAAACAGGGGCGUAUGAUGCCUUUUUUUUUCUUUCUUUUUUUUCCUUCCACGAGAACUAAAUUAAAACCUGUGAA